AUGUCAGACGAUCGCUUCUACACCACUACUCCCAAAUACUCCAAGAAGGUCCUGAUUCAAGGGGACCCAGAUUACGAGAAAUGCCGACGAAUGAACCCCACUGCCCACAAGAUUGAACGUUUUCCUGCUGAGAUUCACAUUCCCGAGACACCUGCUGAAGUGGCCAAGGCUCUUGCACGUGCAACCGAGCUUGGUGUACCUAUUGGCGUUCGAUCUUCGGGUCACAUCUUCCAUUUUCCUGCCCUUUGGCACGGUGGCAUCCUCAUAGAUGCGGUCAAUCUGAACCGCCGCAUCGACUAUGACCCGGUCACCAAGGAGAUCUGCUUCGGUCCCUCCUCUCGAGUCGAGGAACUCGCUGCCAAGCUAAAGGAAGUCAACCGCUUCUUCCCUCAUGGCCACGCUCCUACUGUUGGAUCAGCAGGCUUCAUGCUGGCUGGUGGCCAAGGUUGGUUUGUUCGAGGCUGGGGCGCGACGAACCAAACAUGGAUCACCAAGAUCGAGAUGGUUGUUCCUGAUGGCCGCACGCUCAUCGCUAGCCGUACCGAGAACCAGGAUCUCUUCUAG
Messenger RNA from Fusarium mangiferae, 564 nucleotides. RefSeq lists its product as uncharacterized. Gene Ontology annotation, molecular function: oxidoreductase activity; FAD binding. The transcript has a single exon. The record is from RefSeq and is a predicted model, not a curated record. The coding region runs from base 1 to 564 and encodes 187 amino acids. Lineage: Eukaryota; Fungi; Ascomycota; Sordariomycetes; Hypocreales; Nectriaceae.